AUGGCUGAGCCUGGGCACAGCCUCCAUCCCUCUGCCAGGGGCAGGGGAAGAACUGAGCCGCGCACACUCCGGCUUCUGCGGCUGCUGCUCUGGGCUGGGACCACCUUCCAGGUGACUCAGGGAGCGGGACCGGAGCUUCACGCCUGCAAAGAGUCUGAGUACCACUACGAGUACACUGCGUGUGACAGCUUGGGUUCCAGGUGGAGGGUCGCCGUGCCGCAUACCCCAGGCCUGUGCACCAGCCUUCCUGACCCCGUCAAGGGCACCGAGUGCUCCUUCUCUUGCAAAGCCGGGGAGUUUCUGGACAUGAAGGACCAGUCGUGUAAGCCGUGUGCUGAGGGCCGCUACUCCCUUGGCACAGGCAUCCGUUUUGACGAGUGGGAUGGGCUGCCCCAUGGCUUUGCCAGCCUCUCAACCAACAUGGAGAUCGAGGACAGCACCACAGAUUCCACUGAGAACUGCACUUCGUCCAAGUGGGUUCCUCUGGGUGACUAUAUCUCCUCCAACACGGAUGAGUGCACGGCCACGCUGAUGUACGCCGUGAACCUGAAGCAGUCUGGCACUGUUAACUUUGAAUACUACUACCCAGACUCCAGCAUCAUCUUCGAGUUUUUUGUUCAGAAUGACCAGUGCCAGCCCAAUGCAGAUGACUCGAGGUGGAUGAAAACCACAGAGAAAGGAUGGGAACUCCACAGUGUCGAACUAAAUCGAGGCAAUAACGUCCUCUACUGGAGAACCACAGCUUUCUCAGUGUGGUCCAAAGUUUCUAAGCCUGUGCUGGUGAGAAACAUCGCCAUAACAGGAGUGGCCUACACUUCAGAAUGCUUCCCCUGCAAACCAGGCACAUACGCAGACCAGAAGGGUUCCUCUAGCUGCAAACUUUGCCCAGCUAACUCUUAUUCCAAUAAGGGAGAGACUUCUUGCCACCAGUGUGACCCUGACAAAUAUUCAGAAAAAGGAUCCUCCACCUGCAGAGCGCGGCCAGGCUGCACAGACAAAGAUUACUUCUUCACUCACACGGCCUGUGAUGCCGGUGGAGAGGUGGAUUGUAGCCACUGCCCAGCGGGGACCGAACCUGCCGUGGGAUUCGAAUACAAAUGGUGGAACACGCUGCCCACGAACAUGGAAACGACCGUCCUCAGUGGGAUCAACUUUGAGUACAAGGGCAUGACAGGCUGGGAGGUGGCUGGUGAUCACAUUUAUACAGCUGUUGGAGCCUCAGACAAUGACUUCAUGAUUCUCACUCUGGUUGUGCCAGGAUUUAGACCUCCACAGUCAGUGAUGGCAGACACAGAGAAUAAAGAGGUGGCCAGGAUCACGUUUGUCUUUGAGACCAUCUGUUCCGUGAACUGCGAGCUCUACUUCAUGGUGGGUAUGAAUUCUAGGACCAACAGUCCCGUGGAGACGUGGAGAGGUUCCAAAGGCAAACAGUCCUAUACCUACAUCAUUGAGGAGAACGCUACCAUGAGCUUCACCUGGGCCUUCCAGAGAACCUCUUUUCAUGAGACAGGAAGAAAGUACACCAAUGAUGUCGCCAAGAUCUACUCCAUCAAUGUCACCAAUGUCAUGGAUGGCGUGGCUUCCUACUGCCGUCCUUGUGCCCUGGAAGCCUCUGACAUAGGCUCCUCCUGCACCUCUUGUCCUGCUGGCUACUAUAUUGAUCGGGAUUCAGGAAUCUGCCGCUCCUGCCCCCCUAACACAAUCCUGAAAGCCCACCAGCCUUAUGGCGCCCAGGCCUGCAUGACCUGCGGUCCAGGAACCAAGAGCAACAAGAUCCACUCCCUGUGCUACAAUGACUGUACCUUCUCAGUCAGCACUCCAACCAGGACUUUUGACUACAACUUCUUGGCUUUGGAAAACACCUUCUCUCUGGCUGGAGGGCCAAGCUUCACUUCCAAAGGGCUGAAAUAUUUCCACCACUUUACCUUCAGUCUCUGCGGAAACCAGGGUAAGAAAAUGUCCGUGUGCACCGACAAUGUCACUGACCUCCGGAUUCCUGAGGGUGAGUCAGGUUUCUCCAAAUCCAUCACAGCCUACGUGUGCCAGGCGGUCAUCAUUCCCCCGGAGGUGACAGGCUACAAGGCCGGAGUGUCCUCGCAGCCUGUUAGCCUCGCAGAUCGGCUUAUCGGGGUGACAACAGAUAUGACUCUGGACGGAAUCACCUCCCCAGCUGAACUUUUCCACCCGGAGCCCUUGGGAAUACCGGACGUGAUCUUCUUUUAUAGGUCCAAUGAUGUGACCCAGUCCUGCAGUUCUGGGAGAUCAACCACCAUCCGCGUCAGAUGCAGUCUGCUGAAACCUGCUCCUGGAAGUCUGUCGCUGCCAAGCACAUGCUCCGAUGGGACCUGUGAUGGCUGUAACUUCCACUUCCUGUGGGAGAGCGUGGCCGCUUGCCCACUCUGCUCGGCUGCUGACUACCACGCUAUCGUCAGCAGCUGCAUGGCCGGGAUCCAGAAGACUACUUAUGUGUGGCGAGAACCAAAGCUGUGCUCGCGUGGCAUCUCCCUGCCUGAGCAGAGAGUCACCAUCUGCAAAACGAUAGACUUCUGGCUGAAAGUGGGCAUCUCUGCAGGCACCUGCACUGCUAUCCUGCUCACCGUCUUGACCUGUUACUUUUGGAAAAAGAAUCAAAAGCUAGAGUACAAAUACUCCAAGCUGGUGAUGAAUGCUACCCUCAAGGACUGUGACCUGCCAGCAGCCGACAGCUGUGCCAUCAUGGAAGGCGAGGAUGUGGAGGAUGACCUCAUCUUCACCAGCAAGAAGUCACUCUUUGGGAAGAUCAGAUCAUUCACCUCCAAGAGGACUCCUGAUGGAUUUGACUCGGUACCACUGAAGACAUCCUCAGGAGGCCCAGACAUGGACCUGUGA
Molecule: messenger RNA, 2868 nt
Organism: Lipotes vexillifer (Yangtze River dolphin)
Lineage: Eukaryota; Metazoa; Chordata; Mammalia; Artiodactyla; Lipotidae
Gene: ELAPOR1
Product: endosome-lysosome associated apoptosis and autophagy regulator 1
Exons: 21
Coding region: 1-2868 (955 amino acids)
Biological process (GO): positive regulation of vacuole organization; autophagosome assembly
Cellular component (GO): lysosome; plasma membrane; extracellular exosome
Source: RefSeq, a predicted model, not a curated record